CCAGUGUUUCUUAAAGUGUGGUCCGCGGACCCCCAGGGGUCCGUGGAAUGUUCCAAGGGUUCCACAGGAUAAUUUUUAAUAUCGAUUUCAGUCAAAUUUUCGGCCAAAACGUCAUAAAUUCCUAUUUUUGUAGCACCAAAUCCUGAUGGCUUUUUACAGUGGCUAAGUCACAUUGGGAUUUGAAGAUAAGCCAGUAAUAAAUAAUUGUUGUAAUUUCAGUAUAUUAUGACCUGCAAACACUUUCAAACUCAAGAGGAAAAUUAUAAUAAUAAAGGGUCCGCUACAUGAGUAAUUUUAAUAAAAGGGGUCCGCUGCACAAAAAAGUUUAAGAAACACUGGGCACCAGGGCUAGACUCUUCACGGCGGGGAGCCCGGGGGAAGCUGCAGCUGUCAGGGGCCGCCCACUCGCGGCACAGACUUCCAGUGGAUGACUCACAGCGGCAACGGAUUGAAGUGAACGGAAGCAGCAGCCGGCGUUGACCUGAGAUUAUCCUGACACUGUGGCAUGUGGCUCAGCUCGGUGCUCAGGCCUGCCUCACUCACGGCGGCCAGGUCAUGUGCCAGGCGCCAGUAUGGGACCCGCAAACCGAAAGAGGUCAGAGCCUCUGAUGUUGGGUCAAGGCUGGAGAUUCAUCAUCCACUUUGGCCACACUGCAUCCGCCUCUCCUACCCUUGGCUGAGGGAUCAUUGUCGCUGUGGAGACUGCUUCAACUACACAACAGAUCAGCGACGGUUUGACCCAACACAAAUGCAACUCAAUAUUCGGCCAGCGUGCGUCUCUGCAACACCCGAGAGACUAGAGAUGCAGUGGCCAGAUGGACACAAGUCAUCUUAUGAGUACAAGUUUCUGUGGCAGAACACCUAUGAGGGGCGCCAGACCUCCCACAAGCCUCCUCAGCUGCUCUGGACUGCAUACACCUUCCCUAAGCCAGAGCAGACCACAGUUUCCUUUGAUGAAAUGAAAAGUCUUCAAAAGGAUGGAGUUAAGAAGGUUGUGGGGGCCAUAAUAAAACAUGGAUUUGCUUUUAUCUCAGAGGUGCCGACUGAUGUAGAAUCCACUCGUUCUGCAGUAGAGAAGAUAUGUGCCAUCAAACGGUCUUUCUUUGGAGAAAUGUGGGGCAUGGAAGGCAGUGAUCUUAUGCACUCAGACACAGCCUACACCUCAGAGUUCAUUGGGGCUCACACAGACUCAACCUACUUCUCACAGGCCUGCAGGAUACAGGUGUUCCAUUGCCUUGAGGUAGCCUCUGAGGGUGGUGAGAACCUCCUAGUGGAUGGGUUCAGUGUAGCUCAGCAGUUUAAGGAGAAGUACCCAGAGGGGUAUGCCUUCCUCUCCUCUGAAUCAUUCCCCUCUGAGUACCUGGAGGAGGGGCAGCACCACAGUUCCCUUGACACUGUCUUCAAGCACAAUCCAGAGACAGGAUGCUUGAGUCAAUUCAGAUACAACAUCUAUGAUCGAGCUCCCUUGUCCUCCAUCCCUCACGAGAAGAUCCAAGACUUCUACAUCCACUUUUCAAAUCUCACAAAGAUUAUUCGUGACCCUAAAAAUGAACACUGGCUCAGGUUGGAACCAGGCACAGUGUUGCUGAUUGACAACUGGCGGGUGAUGCAUGGCCGGAGGAGCUUCUCAGGGCGCCGGGCAAUGAUUGGAUGCUACCUGGACAACGAGGAAUUCACCAGCAGUGCCAGGGUGUUGGGGCUGAAGCUGGAGUAGUGCCUUACCCUAAGAAGCAAGUUACCUCUAAUCUUCAUACCAAGUAACCCUAGCCCCCUUUCAGCUCACUUAAUGAAGGGAUGAUGCUUAGAUAUAUUAUUCUUGUAUUGCUGUCAAUCUGUCAUGAUCAGUAAAACUGUUGCAAUACAGCAAAUGAAAACAAUGGAACUGGGACUAAUACCAGGGUCUUCAAGAACUGAAAAAUGCCUCUUUUUCAGCUCACAAAAUAACUAAAUAUUGAAAUUUUGUCUCAGCUUAAAGAAAACUCAAGUAUAUUGCAUGAUAUCAGGUUAUUACUAUACUGUAUAUAAUUUCUAUAGAUCACUCAAAUUAUUUUUUAUUCUUGAUUGCAUGACCUUAAAUCUUUGAUCUAAUAAUUAAAUGAACUAUCAUUAGGAACAUUUUCGAUUUGGUGUCAGUCUUCCCUCCUGUUUCUGUGAUACUGUGACUCCCUCCAUUGGAUAUCUGCCUUUCUCAGGAAGCCUCAUACAAACACAAGUGCCACUGCAGGACAAAGGCCUUUCCCAAUGUUUUCUACCUCUCCAUGUUUGAUGGACAUUAUAUCUAAUGAGUCUGCUGCCUAUUUGUUUCCAGGCAUGGUGAGACCCUCAAAAAGACAUCUUCAACUUUCUGAUUGAAAUUAAAGCCUAUAGUUGAAGUGUUUCAAAUUCAACAUGGUGAGAUCAGAAGUCAGUGAUUUGAUUUUCUCUAUUAACAAACUACUUGGUCAAAGGUCAGUGGCUUAUUAAAUGGUUGUAAAGAGUUGUUACAUUUGAAAAAGAAAAAGAAAAAGAAAAAAAAACGGUUAAGAGUUAGAUCUAUCAUUUAUUUUUGUCACUGGGUACAUGUAACUCCAUUUGGAGAGGUGUGGUAAGGUCAUGUGACAAUUUGACUUGUUUGGCCAAAACAAUAAAGUGGACCACAGUCCCCAACCUCAGUUUCCUGAAACCUACCAGCCAUGCUCUCUUUAGCAGUCUGGUGUAGUGGUUAGUGUGCCUAGCUAUGAAUCUGCAGGCCCAGGUUCGAAUCCCAGCCCAGGCAGUCGGUGUGCAGCUCACCCAGGUCUUCAUCCUCCCUUUCAGGCUGGUCAUUAAAUGAGUACCUGGGGAAACCUGGGGAUGGUAAACUGUGGUGGAUGUCACACCGGCCCUGUACCCUGGGGUAAUGGGUUCUUACCCACCACAGGGUCACGGGUCAGUGUGACGGAGAUGAGCACUGAAGCCACAUGAAGUGUUUGCCACCAAGUUUACCUUACCUUUAUUUAUGAUAUGUGAUGGAAUAGACAAGCAAUUAAUUCCCCAGGUCUCUAAGCUGAAGAAAAUUAUACUAUACAAAAAUAUAUAUAUUUGUAAUUUA
This is a messenger RNA of Eriocheir sinensis (Chinese mitten crab), 3070 nucleotides long. It is a transcript of the gene Tmlh, whose product is annotated as trimethyllysine dioxygenase, mitochondrial-like. Bases 506 to 1714 code for a protein of 402 amino acids. Gene Ontology annotation, cellular component: mitochondrion. The transcript has 9 exons. Lineage: Eukaryota; Metazoa; Arthropoda; Malacostraca; Decapoda; Varunidae. Gene Ontology annotation, molecular function: iron ion binding; trimethyllysine dioxygenase activity. Gene Ontology annotation, biological process: carnitine biosynthetic process. The record is from RefSeq and is a predicted model, not a curated record.